Messenger RNA from Saitoella complicata NRRL Y-17804, 549 nucleotides. Its product is annotated as AP-2 complex subunit sigma. Gene Ontology annotation, molecular function: clathrin-cargo adaptor activity. Gene Ontology annotation, cellular component: intracellular membrane-bounded organelle; AP-2 adaptor complex. Lineage: Eukaryota; Fungi; Ascomycota; Saitoellomycetes; Saitoellales; Saitoellaceae. The record is from RefSeq and is a predicted model, not a curated record. The coding region runs from base 1 to 432 and encodes 143 amino acids. The transcript is spliced from 4 exons. Gene Ontology annotation, biological process: clathrin-dependent endocytosis; protein transport.
AUGAUUCGCUUUAUUCUCAUUCAAAAUCGACAAGGGAAGACACGGCUGGCGAAGUGGUAUGUGCCGUACGACGAUGCGGAGAAGGUUAAGCUGAAGGGCGAUGUACAUCGUCUCAUCGCACCACGAGAUCAGAAACAUCAGUCAAAUUUCGUCGAGUUUCGAAAUCACAAAAUCGUCUACCGCCGCUACGCCGGCCUCUUCUUCUGUAUCUGUGUCGAUACGAACGAUAAUGAGUUGGCCUAUUUGGAGGCGAUUCAUUUGUUUGUGGAGGUGUUGGAUUCGUUUUUCGGGAAUGUGUGUGAGUUGGAUUUGGUGUUUAACUUCUACAAGGUGUAUGCUAUUCUGGACGAGGUUUUCUUGGCGGGAGAGAUUGAGGAGACGAGUAAGAAUGUGGUGUUGGCACGGCUGGAGCAUUUGGGGCAAUUGGAGUGAAGCAUCAGGAGUCGCAAUUGAGAUACAGAGAAAUCUUUGCAUGGGCUUGGAUGAAGACGCACAACGGAGAAGAGUUUGAGGACUUGGAAAUGGUUUGGAAACGCGGUGGGUCGUUGU